UAACAUGAAGAUAAUUUAGAGAUAGCAUAUUAAAAAUCAAGGAAAAUGGAUUAUAAUUUAAAAGAUUGGCAACCAGUACCUUGGGAAAUGAUUAAAGUUCCAAUUCUUUGGGGAAGAAUUAAGGAUACUGGAGUUCCAGUGACUAUUUUAAAAUAAAUUGGAGAAAAGAUUAAUACUAUACCAAAUGAUUUUAAUGCUCAUCAAUAAAUAAGAAAGUUUUAUGAGGAAAGAUUGAAUUGGAUUUAAAAAGAUUAAGGAGUUGAUUUUGCAACAGCAGAAGCAUUAGCAUUUGGAACAUUAUUACAUGAAGGAUUUAAUAUUAGAUUAUCUGGAGAAGAUGUUCAAAGAGCAACAUUUUCACAUAGACAUACUGUAAUUCAUGAUUAAAAGAAUCCAAAUGGUAAUCCUUAUGUUCCUUUACAUAAAGUUAUACCAAAAGGUUAAGAGGAUAGAUUGAGUAUUUAUAAUUCACAUUUAUCUGAAUAUGGAGUAUUAGGAUUUGAAUAUGGUUAUUCUAUUACUAAUCCAAAUACUCUAGUACUUUGGGAGGCUUAAUUUGGAGAUUUCGCAAAUGGAGCAUAAAUAGUUAUUGAUAAUUAUAUUGCUAGUGCUGAAUCUAAAUGGGAUGUUGAUAGUGGAAUAGUAUUAUUAUUACCUAAUGGUAUGGAUGGAUAAGGACCAGAACAUAGCUCUGGUAGAAUUGAAAGAUUUUUAUAAUUAAGUGAUGAUGAUCCUGCAGUAUUUGAAAGAAAUCUAGGAGGUAUAUAUUUUUAUUAUCUAAAGUACGACUUAAGAGAUAAAUGAGAAAUUCUAAUAUGUAAAUUGUUUAAUGUACUACUCCUGCUAAUUAUUUUCAUUCCUUAAGAAGAUAAUUAAGAAGAGAUUUCAGAAAACCUCUUAUUGCCAUGACUUCCAAAAAACUCUUAAGAUUAUAAGCUGCAAAAUCGAAACUUAAUGAAUUCUCUGAAUAAGCCAGAUUCUCAUAAAUUUAUGAUGAUCCUUUCCCUGAAUAAAUUAAUUAACCUCAUGAAAUUUAAAGGGUCAUCUUAUGUUCAGGAUAAGUUUAUUAUGACAUUCUCAAAAAAAGAGAAGAUCUUAAAAUUAAAGUAAUCAAAUUAUUCUAUUCAGAAUACUGCCAUUGUGAGAAUUGAAUAAUUAGCUCCUUUCCCAUAUGAAUUCUUAUAAUCCGUUAUCUCUAAAUAUAACAAAGCUUAUUUUGUUUGGGUCUAAGAAGAACAUUAAAAUUAUGGUCCAUGGUCCUUUGUUAGACCAAGAAUUUAAAGUGUCAUUUCCAAAACUUAAUCCUUAAUUCAAUAAUAAGUUUAAUAUAUUGGCAGAAAACCAAGUGGAUCUCCAGCAACUGGAUUCCAUCAACUUCAUGAAAAGGAAGUUCAAUCCUAUUUAACUAAGGCUUUUGAAUUCUGAUACAUG
Paramecium sonneborni is the source of this 1431-nucleotide messenger RNA. The record is from the annotation of a GenBank genome assembly. Lineage: Eukaryota; Ciliophora; Oligohymenophorea; Peniculida; Parameciidae.